AUGGCGUUGCGAUCGGUGCUGCUGCGCUCGGCGGCGGUGCGCGCUCUUGGUGCGCAGACGCGGCGGCCGACCACGUUGACGUAUGGCGCGUCGGCGCUGUUGGAACAGUGCGCGACGUUCCACAGCACGCGCGCCGCUAUGGAGCCCAGCAAGCGCGACUUCUACGACGUGCUUGGGGUCUCACGUGACGCCAGCAAGAAUGAGAUCAAGAAGAAAUACUAUCAGCUAGCUAAGAAGUACCACCCGGACACUAACAAGGCGGAUCCGAACGCAGCCAAGAAGUUCGCGGAGGCCACUGAGGCUUGGGAGAUCCUUGGAGAUGAUGACAAGCGUCAAAAGUACGACGCCUAUGGCCACGCCGGCGUAGAUGAGCAGGCGGGCUUCGGUGGCGCCGAAGGCUUCCAUGGACAGGGCUUUGAGGACAUCUUCGGAGAGUUUUUCGGUGGUCAGGGCUUCGGUGGACGCUCACGCCGCAGCGCCAACCAGCCACAACGCGGCGCUGACAUUCAGGUGGACAUCACACUCAAUUUUAUGGAGGCGGUUAAAGGCACCACGCGCGACUUGAACAUCACGGCCAAUGUCGAGUGUGAUACAUGCGACGGAUCUGGUGCCAAACCGGGCACCUCGAAGAAAACGUGCUCUACGUGCAAUGGAUCCGGUGUGCAGAUCAUGCAGCAAGGAUUCUUCGCAGUGGAGACUCCAUGCCGUCGCUGCCGCGGCGAGGGAUCAAUUAUCGAGUCCCCAUGUGGUAAAUGCCACGGUAAGGGCACGGUCAAGAAGCCGCGUACGGUGGAAGUGAAGAUCCCCGAAGGUGUGGACCAGGGCAUGAACCUCCGUCUUGCACACCAGGGUGAGCCUGGCCAACGCGGUGGACCAGCAGGACACUUGUACGUGGGCAUCCACGUACUGCCAGACCCGUUCUUCAAGCGUCGUAAAACGGAUGUGCUCGUGGACGUGCCUAUCUCGGUUGCACAGGCAGUAUUGGGUGGCACGGUAGUGGUGCCAACGUUGACAGGCGAAGUGGAGAUGAAAAUCCCGCGAGGAACACAACCCGAUACGGUGUUGCAGAUGCGUGGAAAGGGUAUUAAGGAGCUCAACUCAAACCGCCGUGGCUCGCAGCUUGUGAAUCUCCAAGUUUGCGUUCCGAAGAACUUAUCGCAGCGACAGGAAGAAUUGAUGGAGGAGUUCUUGCAGGAGGAGAACGAACGCGCGGAGAAGGGUGAGGACCCGGACAGCAAGCCGCACUCGUUCACCAAGUCGGUGCGGGACACUGUUGAUCGGAUAAAGAGUUUUAUUAAGAGCAAGACGGACGGGUCUUCCUAGACGACCAAGCGUCGACAGCACAAGUGACAAAAGGAUGUACAGUGGCUUCAGCCCUCGAUUUUGACUACUGCAGGGCUUUCCAGAGCGUUGUUUAUGGCCAAAACAGCGAGCCUCUAGACGUAACAUGAUGUGGCCGUUGUAGAGAGCUUGGAGACCAUGGAAAACAGUGAACAAAUUUGACACACACUGAGGUAUACGUGCAAUCUAGACCGCAAGGAAGUGC
Messenger RNA from Phytophthora nicotianae INRA-310, 1546 nucleotides. RefSeq names its product chaperone DnaJ. Gene Ontology annotation, biological process: protein refolding; response to heat. Gene Ontology annotation, molecular function: ATP binding; heat shock protein binding. Gene Ontology annotation, cellular component: cytoplasm. The record is from RefSeq and is a predicted model, not a curated record. Bases 1 to 1323 code for a protein of 440 amino acids. The transcript is spliced from 2 exons. Lineage: Eukaryota; Oomycota; Peronosporomycetes; Peronosporales; Peronosporaceae.